This is a messenger RNA of Mesorhabditis spiculigera, 873 nucleotides long. The record is from the annotation of a GenBank genome assembly. Lineage: Eukaryota; Metazoa; Nematoda; Chromadorea; Rhabditida; Rhabditidae.
AUGGAGUUGGGAACCUGGUCCGCCAUCAUCGUCAUCGUGACAAUGGUCUUAUGCCUCUGUAUACUCGCUUGCACGUCCGGUAAAAAGCUGCCGGUCCGAGAUAUCCCUGAAGAAGCGAAAGAAGCCGCGAACGAGUUGACGAUCCUUCUUGGGUUCUUGGAAUCAAAGACCUUCUUCCGUAAUUCCGCUUGCCUACAAGCCGUGGAGCAGCGCUGGGGCUCUUUAUGGCCUAACACGCCGCGCUUCAAAUUCUUCCUACAUAUGCGACAAGCUACAGCUGGUCACGAAAUUGGUGCUUCGCUCGGGCUGACUACUGGCAUGCCUGGAAAAGUUCGACCUUUUCCUGCUGCAGCAAAUUUCGGUCAAGAAAACCCGGACCGCUGCAUUCCUGGACAAGCGAAAAUGACCGAUCAAGGACAAGCCUCAUUUUUGCAGGCCUUCGAGUUGCAGGGGUUGCAGGCCGCUUUGGAGAUAAUUCUAGAUGGACAAUCACACCCCGUUCUAUUUGACCGGGAAUCCGAACAGCUGCUAACUGCCCAAUAUCUUGACAAGUGCCAGAAAACUCGCUAUCGAUUCCUGAUAGCGAGAAAUGAUGACGACCUCGACACCGAGGAGCGCAGGCGUCUAUGUGAAGAAUUGUCAGCAGACCCAGAGAAACCGCGUAAGGUGUGGUUGCUCCGAACGGUGCCCUCGGCGGGUGUGGCAGGCAUUUGGACCGUAGAGGACAGACGCUUUGAGGAAUUUAAAGAUGAUACAACACAUAUGCUGUGGAAAGACUUUCCUAUGAUGGAGAUCACCGAAUUUCCGAAUCCCGAUGAAUUUUCCAGGGCACAAAUGGUUUUCCAGCGUUUGGUUGUCGGAGGACAAGGCAUU